UGGGCAUGUUCCGGCUGCUGCGCUGGCGUCUGGGCCGAACCCUGCUGCGGGCCGCGGGCCGGCGGUGCGGAGGCUGCGCCGCGCGCCUGCUGCCGGAGCGGACUGGCGACACGGGGCCGGGCGCCGAGGGGCGGCCGAGCCGAGGCACGUCGGCGCGGGGGCAGCGACUGCUGCCGCUGUUGGCAGCGCUCGCCUGGUUCUCGCGGCCCGCAGCGGCGGGGGAGCAUCCGGGAGAGGACGCGGCAGACGAGGCGGAGGCUGAGAUCAUCCAGCUGUUGAAGCGAGCUAAGUUGAGCAUCAUGAAAGAUGAGCCAGAAGCGGCGGAGCUAAUUUUACAUGAUGCUCUUCGCCUAGCGUUUCAAAGUGACAACAAGAAAGCCAUCUCUUACACUUAUGACUUGAUGGCCAACUUAGCAUUUAUACGAGGGCAGCUUGAAAAUGCAGAACAACUUUUUAAAGCAACAAUGAGUUACCUUCUUGGAGGAGGCAUGAAGCAGGAGGACAAUGCAAUAAUUGAAAUCUCUCUGAAGCUGGCCAGUAUCUAUGCUGCUCAGGAUAAACAGGAAUUUGCCCUUGCUGGCUAUGAAUUCUGCAUUUCGACUCUAGAGGAAAAAAUUGAAAGAGAAAAGGAAUUAGCAGAAGAUAUUAUGUCAGCGGAAGAGAAAGCCAAUACCUACCUCCUCCUUGGCAUGUGCUUAGAUUCUUGUGCACGCUACCUGCUCUUCUCCAAGCAGCUAUCACAGGCACAAAGGAUGUAUGAAAAAGCCCUGCAGAUUUGUCAAGAAAUACAAGGAGAAAGACACCCCCAGACCAUUGUGCUGAUGAGUGACUUGGCUACUACUCUAGAUGCACAGGGCCACUUUGAUGAUGCCUACAUUUAUAUGCAGAAGGCGUCAGAUCUGGCGAGAGAGAUAAAUCACCCUGAGCUGCACAUGGUGCUCAGCAAUCUGGCUGCCAUCUUGAUACACAGAGAACGAUACACACAAGCAAAGGAGAUCUACCAGGAAGCACUGAAGCAAGCAGAGCUGAAAAGAGACGAGGUUUCUGUGCAGCACAUCAGGCAAGAAUUGGCUGAGCUGUCAAGAAAAAGUAGACUUUUGACUUAAUUCUGUUAAACUAUCCUGACAGAUGGCCAUUUGCCUGGGGAAAAGACAAUUUUUCUGGGUGCCAUGAAGGAACACUUGUGGUAUUGGCAUCCCCAUGAAGGUGGGCAACGUGAGUAGGACUGGCCAAUGGACAUUGGUUCAUAUGCUUGUACUGGGAGAAUCUUUAUAAAUAAACUAGAAACUACACAAUA
This is a messenger RNA of Phodopus roborovskii (desert hamster), 1297 nucleotides long. RefSeq names its product tetratricopeptide repeat domain 19 (gene Ttc19). Gene Ontology annotation, biological process: mitochondrial respiratory chain complex III assembly. Gene Ontology annotation, cellular component: mitochondrial inner membrane. Gene Ontology annotation, molecular function: protein binding. Lineage: Eukaryota; Metazoa; Chordata; Mammalia; Rodentia; Cricetidae. The transcript is spliced from 11 exons. The coding region runs from base 6 to 1106 and encodes 366 amino acids. The record is from RefSeq and is a predicted model, not a curated record.